Mangifera indica (mango) is the source of this 1953-nucleotide messenger RNA. Its product is annotated as OVARIAN TUMOR DOMAIN-containing deubiquitinating enzyme 12-like. The coding region runs from base 703 to 1728 and encodes 341 amino acids. The record is from RefSeq and is a predicted model, not a curated record. Gene Ontology annotation, biological process: protein deubiquitination. Gene Ontology annotation, molecular function: cysteine-type deubiquitinase activity. NCBI's taxonomy places the organism in Eukaryota, Viridiplantae, Streptophyta, Magnoliopsida, Sapindales, Anacardiaceae. The transcript has 12 exons.
CCAAAUCAUGUCCACACGAUCGAAAUCCAAGGGCUCGAUAGUCAAUAUACUCAGUACGGUUAUGAAACUUGCUCGACCUUAAACGUCACAACAGUUUAUAAAGGAGUGGAGUGCAGGGGGGUUCUCCCUUUAAUUUCUUCAACAUAUAUUUUUUUUUUUCAAUUUUUUUCCUAUCAUUAUCUCUUUUACUUGCGUAUUCCAUUUAUUCGUAGCAUACACGGGGCUUUGUGUACAAGCCAAAAAUUUCAAUUAUUGAAAAAAAAAUCAAUUCUCUUUUUAUCGAGCUGUAAUCAGGUUUGGCUGAUUGUUUGUGUUAUUGUAUAAGUAUAAUUAAUGAAUAAGCAAGAGAAGGUUGUGAAUUUGAUUGGAAUCAUGGCAGAGGAUUGAAGGCAUCUGUUGAUCUCAGUGCAAAGUAUUAAACAAAAUGAUAUUUAAUUGUUUUUUGUUAGCAUCAGUACAAAGCAUGUGAAUAAGUACUUGGACUGAUGUUACUGGCACAAUAUCAGAUGUUAUAAUUGCGUUUGAAUGAGUGUUUCUGCAUUUACACAGUGAAGAACUUGUUGUUGCAAGAGAAAAAAUUUAACCUGAGAGUCAACUGUGUAAAGAUGUUGAGAAUCUGUGAAGAAAAAAUUUAGAUUGUUUGUUGCUGAGGGAUCGUGAUACUGUUUUGGAUUUAUUGUUGGUUGUAUUGUUUUAAGGGAGAUGAUUAUGGAGGAGCAAGAUUCAGGUUUCCUUCAAUGGGGUCUUCAUUUUUUUGAAUGUGACCCUUAUUUGCAUUCUGGGUAUCAGGAUGAGGUGCUUCAGCAUGAUGCUAAUUACAUCUAUAAUGGUCAGUAUUUGAGGGAUCAUAAUGAUGCAGAGUGUAAUCAGGUAGAAAAUGAUGAGAUUAUUGCUCGUACUCUUCAAGAAGAGUAUUCUCAAGAAUUUUCACAAUUAGCACUUGCAGAAGACUCUCAAUAUUCACAUGCAGGAGAAAAUAACUUGCAAGAUUCUGUUCAAGAUCAUGAUUGGCAUAGUUUGUCCACGAGGAAUUAUAAUUCAGGAUUUGAGUAUGGCCAAGAUGAAUCUGAUGAUACAGGGCCGUCCUGUUCAUCUUCUAGCCCUGCAGAUGGAGAGGAGGAUUCCUAUUCGUUGGAGUUAACUGGUGAAUAUAUACAGGAUGAGGAAGUGGGAAAGAGGUUGAACCAAAUGAUUCCUAUUCCUCAUGUUCCAAGAAUUAAUGGGGAAAUACCAUCAACUGAUGAAGCAACUUCAGAUCAUGAAAGACUACUGAACAGAUUGCAGUUAUAUGGAUUUGUUGAGCUUAAAGUUCAAGGAGACGGCAAUUGUCAAUUUCGUGCUUUGUCUGAUCAACUCUAUAGCACACCUGAACAUCACAAAUAUGUGAGACGACUAGUUGUAAAUCAGCUGAAGUCUCAUCCAGAGAUGUAUGAAGGAUAUGUUCCCAUGGAGUAUGGUGAAUAUCUACAGAAAAUGUCCAGGAGUGGUGAGUGGGGCGAUCAUGUUACGCUGCAGGCAGCUGCAGAUUCGUUUGGUGUAAGAAUAAUUGUUAUUACUUCUUUUAAGGACACCCAUUACAUAGAGAUUCUUCCCAACGCCAAGAAAUCAAAAAGAGUCAUUUGCCUAAGUUUUUGGGCAGAGGUUCACUACAACUCAAUAUAUUCUCAAGAAGAUACACCCUCGCGGGAGUCUAGAAGGAAGAAAAGAUGGUGGAACUUUGUGAAUUAAUGUCAAAGCAGCAGCUUGUGGCCUACUUCUCAUUUUGUUGAAUGCUGCCGUGUCUGGGUCUACUUCUCGGAGAAAGAAUUUGCCUUUUUUUUUUUUCCCAAUAACGCAUUAUAUAUCGCCUUCUUCACUCGCAAUUUUGUAUGCAUACAUAUAGCAAUGCAACUCGGCUUAUCACAUGGCAACUCUUUGCUUAAUAUUCAGAAAUACAUUUUGAUUUUAGCAUUA